AUGAUCCUACCUUUCAAGCCGGUUCCACGAACCGCCGCCAUUAUAUAUAUGAAUGUUCGAUCAGCUUCUGUUCCUGGUGUUUCGCAAAUACCAACAAAUGCCGGAAAGACGCCACCAUCUCUCGAAGAAUUUGAUCCAUUGAAUCCUGGUGAAUGGCAGCUUGGUGCUGGUGGGAAAAUUCUGCCUCGUUUACCUAUUGGAACAAGAUGUGGCAAAUUGGUUAUGGGUCAGUAUGGUUUAUAUGAUCCAGUUCUUCGUAAAAAAGUUGAAGCAUUUCAAAGAGGUCUUGAUGCUGGUUUGUCAAGCGAAAAUGCGCGUCCUUUUGACCGUCGGCUUACGCUGAUUGUGAAAGCUAUGAGUUUUGUUUGUAUUAUUAUAUCCAUAUGGAAUUUCGCCGUUUUGAUUGUCGGCAAGCCAUUGCCUCCGUUUUCUAAUCUAAAACCUGUUGGAAGUCAAUGA
This is a messenger RNA of Dracunculus medinensis (Guinea worm), 459 nucleotides long. NCBI's taxonomy places the organism in Eukaryota, Metazoa, Nematoda, Chromadorea, Rhabditida, Dracunculidae. The record is from the annotation of a GenBank genome assembly.